This is a messenger RNA of Tinamus guttatus (white-throated tinamou), 1208 nucleotides long. RefSeq names its product decaprenyl diphosphate synthase subunit 1 (gene PDSS1). Gene Ontology annotation, molecular function: prenyltransferase activity. Gene Ontology annotation, biological process: ubiquinone biosynthetic process; isoprenoid biosynthetic process. Gene Ontology annotation, cellular component: transferase complex; mitochondrion. Lineage: Eukaryota; Metazoa; Chordata; Aves; Tinamiformes; Tinamidae. The record is from RefSeq and is a predicted model, not a curated record.
AUGCCGCUUCCUCCAAAGAAGUACGGUUUUGUCGUUUCCAAAACUGUGUCAUAUAUUUUGGCGGUGUCAUCACACAAGUAUAUCACAAAUGUGCAGCUGCAGUAAGACAAUUAGUGAUGAAAAAUAUCAAGACCCUUUUCAGCUUGGUAGAAAAGACUUGAAAAAUCUCUAUGAGGAUAUUAAAAAGGAAUUGCUUGUAUCUACAGCAGAACUUAGGGAAAUGUGUGAAUAUUACUUUGACGGGAAAGGAAAGGCCUUUCGACCAAUGAUUGUGGUGCUAAUGGCAAGGGCUUGCAACAUUCAUCAUAAUAAUUCCAGGGAGAUGCAAGCAAGCCAGCGCUCUGUGGCCAUAAUUGCAGAGAUGAUCCACACAGCUAGUCUAGUUCAUGAUGAUGUUAUUGAUGAUGCAAAUUCUCGGAGAGGAAAAAUGACAGUCAAUCAAAUCUGGGGAGAAAGGAAGGCUGUUCUAGCUGGAGAUUUCAUCCUCUCAGCUGCUUCUGUAGCUUUAGCACGAAUUGGAAAUACUACUAUCAUCUCUGUUUUAACUCAGGUGAUUGAAGAUUUGGUGCGGGGUGAAUUCCUCCAGUUGGGUUCCAAGGAAAAUGAGAAUGAGAGAUUUGCUCACUACCUCGAGAAGACUUUUAAGAAGACUGCAAGUCUUAUAGCAAACAGUUGUAAAGCAGUUUCUAUUCUAGGCUGCCCUGAUCCCAAAGUUCAUGAGAUUGCUUACCAGUAUGGGAAGAAUGUUGGCAUAGCUUUUCAGCUAAUAGACGAUGUGCUGGAUUUUACAUCAUGUGCUGACCAUCUGGGGAAACCAGCAGCAGCAGAUCUCAAGCUGGGAUUGGCCACGGGCCCUGUCUUGUUUGCUUGUCGACAGUUUCCAGAAAUGAAUGCUAUGAUAAUGAGACGAUUCAGUAAACCAGGAGAUGUUGAACGUGCUCGGAAAUAUGUGCUGCAGAGUGACGGGGUGCAGCAAACGACCUACCUCGCCCAGCGCUACUGCCACGAAGCCACACGGGAGAUCAGCAAACUGCGGCCCUCGCCCGAGAGGGAGGCCCUCAUCCAGCUCACGGACAUGGUGCUCCUGCGGGACAAGUGAGAGCGGCUCCCGCGCGCCCAGGCAGCUACCGACCAGACUGUGCCUACGCUCACUCUCCAAGUUAGUCGCUUCCAAGACAGGCUACCAAAAACUAUUUUUUUAAAAGAAA